This is a messenger RNA of Conger conger (European conger), 7106 nucleotides long. It is a transcript of the gene kank4, whose product is annotated as KN motif and ankyrin repeat domains 4. The coding region runs from base 521 to 4777 and encodes 1418 amino acids. Gene Ontology annotation, molecular function: protein binding. The record is from RefSeq and is a predicted model, not a curated record. Gene Ontology annotation, cellular component: cytoplasm; cytoskeleton. Lineage: Eukaryota; Metazoa; Chordata; Actinopteri; Anguilliformes; Congridae. The transcript has 10 exons. Gene Ontology annotation, biological process: negative regulation of actin filament polymerization.
UAGUGGGAGUUCAUGAGCAGUUCAGCCCCCAUUCCAGGGGCUACAGAAAAGAAAACAAGUGCAUAGAGGACUUGAACCGAUCCAGCUCAUGAGAAGACAAUUAGUUCGAUUCUCUGAUAGUUGAAACGAGGAGAAAAAGGGAUUUUACACGGAAUUCCUGAGCCGAAACAGCAUAACUGUUAUUGUUAAUCCCUGUUUUAUUUUCCGAGGCACUUCUCUGCUGUAGACAGACAGCAGCACCGGUCACCUGACCAGCACAUUGAGCAGCUAGAAUUGAGUCUCUCUGCAGCCCUAUCAACAUUACCCUGGGUUUUUUUUUGGUCUUCUGCUGAAGUUGAGGGGAAGAAAGGGGGCAGGCAGGCAGGCAGGCAGGCUGCAGUACAGAGGAGCUGCACAGUAGCUGCAAACAGCAGGUGAGAGGAAACCCUGUCUCUCUGGGGAACUGGAAAAGCAGUGGACGCUAGAGGUUGCAAAUACUGACCACAUGAGAUUAAAUCAAUGACACUGAAAAACUCAAGUGAUGGACAAGAAAAAUGCAAAUGGCUUUUCCUCAAAAGCCCCUGAAAGUGGUAGUCAGCGGAAGCAGCUGCCAUACUCCGUUGAAACCCCAUAUGGAUUUCACCUGGACUUGGACUUCCUCAAAUACGUCGAUGACAUUGAGAAGGGCAAUACCAUCAAGAAGGUUCACAUCCAGCGUAGGAACAAGGGCCCCAAAUUCAGCACUUUGCCUCGUAACUUCAGCCUCCCUGGCCAUGCCUCCAGAGCUGCCCCCAAGGACAGCUGGACAUCCACGUCCACCCUGGGCCCCAAACCCAAGUCACGGGUCAUGGAGGUCCAGCAGAUCUUUGAGUUUCGUGCCUGUGAGGGUGGGUCUCAGGGCCACCCCAGGGCACCUGGAGUUAUCCACAAAUCCAACAGAGAGGAUGGUAGCGUCAGGGAAUUUGAUGAACAGCCCCUGGGCAUUCAUGUCAGGCCACAUCUACUGAGAGCGUCCAGCAUGCCAGUCACAGUCAUGCAGAGGAAGAGCUCGGAGCCUGUGGAGGACAAAGGGGCUCAAGCUGCUGGGGACUCUUGCAGAGAGAAUGGCUCUUCUGAAAAUGUCUUUAUUUCCUCCGAUAUGGACAAGAGGUGUGAUGCACCUCAGGAUCAGGCGGUGCUGCACCAGCAAUUUGCCACAGCUCUACAGAGGAUUAGGGAGCUGGAGGAGCAGGUCAGGACUAUACCGGAGCUUCGGGCUGAGAUCUGCACCCUGCGUAAGGAGAAAGAGCACCUCCUUCUGAAGCUUAACUCCCAAACUUCGCUCAUCACUGAGGACAGCAUGCAGAAUGCAGGGAAUGAUGGUGCAGGUGAUCAAAUACAAAUUACAGUGACUUCAGAGGAGUCCGUAGUUUCAGAUGCAGCUCCGAGUUUGGAUCAACAAGUGCUGCCUUCACCGGUCCAGGAGCCUGACCAACACAGUGUAACAGAGCAGCAGGAAUCAGAGGUGCAUGAAGAUACUGGAAGGCCCUUAGAAAAUCUAUCAGGGAAGCAGGAAGUAGUGCCAGAGAGUCCCUUACCACAGGAACCAACAGAACUAGAACCAGAAGAUAGUUCUACUCCACAGGAAUUAGUGAUGCAAGAUGAAAUAACAGCUCCUCCACAUGAACCAGCAGAAGAAGAACCAGCACAGAGUUCCUCAACACAAGAACUGGUGAAAGAUGAAAUAGCUGAGAGUUCUUCAGUGCAGGAACCAAGUGAACCAGGCCCGGAGGAAUGUUUGAUAACACAGGUAUUGCCAAAAGACGGAAUAGUUGAGUGUUCUUCAGUUCAAGAACCAGCAGAACAAGAACUGGAAGAAAGUUCAACAACACAUGAAUUGUUAAUACAAGACAAAAUAGCAGAGUGUUCAUUACAAGUACCAACAGAAGAACCAGAACAGGGUCCUUCAACGCAGGAGCUGGUGAUGCAAUAUGUAAUAGUAGAGAGAUGUAAAACACCAGAACUAGUAGAACAAGAACUGGCAGACAGUCCUUCAACACUAGUAUCAGUCAAGCAAGAGGAAGAAACAGAAAGUUCUCCAACACUAGAGCUAGUCAAACAUGAUGACGAAGCAACAAGUUCUUCAGCACUAGAAUCAGUCAAGCAAGAGGAAGAAGCAGAGAGUUCUCCAGCACUAGAAACAGUCAAGAAAGAUGAAGAAGCAGUGAGUUCUUCAGCACGGAAAUUUGAAGAACAUGAAACAACAGAGCCCACGACUGCACCGGAAUCUGAAGGGAAAGAAGCAGGAGAAGCUCCUACAGCAGAGGAACCAGUGAAGCAGGAUGAACUAUCAGAGAACUCUUCAGCACAGGAACCAGUGAAGCAGGAUGAACUAUCAGAGAACUCUUCAGCACAGGAACCAGCUGAACAAGAGACACUAGAGAGCCCCCCAGCACAGGAAUCACUGAAGCUUGAUGAAGUAUCAGUGAGUUCCCCUGCACAAGAAUUCAUAGAACAAGAAAUAAAAGAGCCACUGACUGCACAGGAAUCAACUCAACAAGAAACAACAGAAAGCCCUGUGGUAGAGGAAUCAAUGAAGCAAGGUGAAGUAGAAGACAAUUCAUCAACACCUGAAGCAGCGGAACAAGAAACAACAAUGGACCCUGUAGCUCAGAAACCAAUGGUACAAGAUGAAGUAUUGGAGAGUUCUUCAGCACGAGAGUCAGUGUUACAAGAGCUGACAGUAGAGACCCUUACAGUAAAAGAAGAAACCACAACAUUGGUCAUAAUGGAGGGACAUUCAGGGGAGGAGAAAGUUGUGACAGAGGGAGAUCAGUUGAGCAGUGUAUCAGAGAACCUUACAAUCAAAGUGCUACAGGAGAAACUGAUGGCUCUCGAAGAGAAAUUCAGCGAUGUCAACAAGGAGCUGGAAAAUACUAAUGCUUUACUGAGAGAGCAAAUUGAGGAGAACAAGUUGAAAGAAGAGAGAAUAAAAUUGCUAACAGAAGAAACAAAGGCUGAGAAGGUACAAGUGGAGCAGGAAAGUGGUGAUUUAGGAGACACAUCGUCUUCUGAUCCUACUCUGACCUGCGAUGCCUCGGUGAGCACUGAUUCAGCACCAGAGCUGCUCUCCAAAGGAGUUUCCACUGACAGGGAGCCACUGUUGUCUGACACAUUGGCUAUCACCGUUGAACAACAGAAAAAUCUGAUAAGUACAACCACUCAGACUGAUUUCACAGAAGCUCAGGUCUCCGCUGACACUUUCAGAGUUCAGAAACAUGAGGAAGCGGAACUCACCGUGCAUUUCCAAGUAGUAGAGAACACUCCUCAGGAAGAACCUUGCAGUAACGUUCAGAUGCAGCCUGAGACAGCAGUGGAGGCAGAAAGCUCACAGCCUGCUGCCUCAGAUAGCGCUGAGGAAGCAAGCUCCUCGCCCAAAACUACCCAACCCUGCCAGAGCAGCCAAGAGCCGGAGCCCAGUCCCCCAGGGCCGAGCGAGUCCCCGGCCCCAAACGCAGCCAUCGGCCAGUACGUGAACAGAAUCCAGGGUCUCCUGAAUGAGCAGUGGGCAGGCUUGGGCAGUGGGCACCCUGAGAUUGCCACCACCCUAAACAAACCUGCCUCCAAGUUCAGCUCCAUUCAGACGCAACUGGUCAGCUCACUCAGUGCUCUGUCUGCCUUCUACUCUUCACCAGGACAGAAGGGAGGGUCCAAUCGACAAGCAGCACUCAAAUCCAUAAUGAAGAAAAAUGACGACAAGCCAGGAAACGGGGGAGCCAAGAAGAACCUCAAGUUUGUUGGCGUAAACGGAGGCUAUGAGACAACGUCCAGCGAGGAGUCCAGCGAGGAGGAUAAUGCUGAGGACAGCUCAGAGCCUGAGGAGAAGGAGGAGAAGGAGGAGAAGGAGGGGGAGAAGGAAGAGAAGGAAGGAGACAUGGCCGUGCCCGAGGUCGCGACAGCAGAGGAGCCCGCGUGCGAGGGGGCCCAGGCAGCGGGGCCGGACUGUGACACUGUGGCCCCGGAAGCCAGCAGCGGCCUCCAGGAGGAGCAGCCAGGCGGGGAAACAGUAGAUGAAGGCUUCAUGACGGCUUGCCAUUUCAUUAAAGAUCGGCAGGCAGAGAUUGAAGCUCCUGACAAAGAGAUGAAGGAUGCCCUGAUGGUGUUGUACCAGGAGUGGUUCCGUGUCUCCAGCCAGAAGGACUCUGUGGUGGACACGGUGACCCUGUACCUGAAGGAGGUGGGAGCUGCUACGCCCACACUCCUCCGCUUCCUCGUCAACCUGGCCGACGGCAACGGAAACACCGCGCUGCACUACAGCGUGUCCCACUCCAACUUCCCCAUCGUCAAACUGCUCCUGGACACUGGCCUGUGCGAAGUGGACAUCCAGAACAAGGCUGGCUACACGGCCAUCAUGCUGGCCUCUCUGACCACAGCCGAAGGCCCAGAGGACAUGGAGGUGGCACUGCAGCUGCUGAGUCAGGGGAAUGUAAAUGCCCGGGCCAGUCAGGCUGGACAGACGGCCCUCAUGCUGGCGGUGAGUCACGGGCGCGUGGCGAUGGUGCGGCUCCUGCUGGGCUGCGGGGCUGAGGUGAACACGCAGGACCAGGACGGCUCCACCGCGCUGAUGUGUGCCUGCGAGCACGGACACGCCGAGAUCGCUCGCCUGCUCCUGGAGCGGCCCGAGUGUGACCUCAGCCUCACAGACAGGGAAGGCCACAGUGCCCUGGAGGUGGCCAUGCAGGCUUCUCAGUCGGAGCUGGUCGAGCUCCUGAAGGCCCACACGAGCGAGGAGGCCUCCCACACCCCCAGCCUCCUCUGAGCCAACAGCCCCUCUCUGUUCCCCUGGACAACAAAGGCUCCAUUGACCACAUCACAUCACAAUGUUCGGCUGGGAUCUGAAGCAGCCAUCGUAAUCUCGAUUAAAAAAGGAGGGGGGGGGACACACAAAUAUUUCAAAUAUCAGCGGACAUUCUGUGUGCAUAUUUAGCAUGCAGGUGACGUCCAAUAAGAAGAGUACUCGUCUACCAAUCAGAUGCAGGAGGGGGAGAGUGGGUGAUCGUCCCACUUGAGUGAGACAAGGCACGUUGAAAUGGUCCCAGCUUUCCAAGUUUAGUUUGAAAUAUUCCCAAGCACUUCUACAGUACCUCCUACGCUCUGAUACAAUCAUAAUCAGUUUGCUUCUCUUUCUUACCACUGUCUUCAUUAAGUUUACAUUAUUAUGUGCAUACAAUCUGGAGGUGCAUAUUAGACAUGGUAUGUAUUUGUUUUUUCUUUAUAACUGCACUUUGUUAUACUCAGUUUCUCUUUGCCUAUAUCAGUCCCUUGCGUAUCCUCCAUGACUGUGACCUGAGAGUAGGACACUCCUAACCCUGCAGAUGGCUGAGGAGGCUUGAAGGCACAGCUCACAUUCAAGGGUGAAAUAUUGUCAAAUAUAUUGUUGCAGUGUUGAAUGAAAUAAGCUUAAAUGCCAGUAUUCAACUGUUGGCAGUGUAUCUCUCUUCAGACACCUGUCUCGCUGUACAAAAACUGACUCUCUGGUCCAGCAGAACUAACUUUCAAAACUAUCCAUGUUGGAUAGACUGGUGAUUCCUGGCCAUGGAGGAGGAGAAAUUCAGAUGUUUACAGUUUACUUCUCUGUUGCCUGUUAUCUGUUGCCUUGACUGCAUUUCAAGUGAUACAGUAUACAGUAUGCACAUGGCUUCCUGCCUCUCUCCUCUCUGAUAUAUUAUCUGUAUCUGUCUGCUUGUGCUUCCUAGCCAUAUUAUGUGACACGUUGCUAGGAAUGCACAAUGAAUGUUAGCUAGAUGCUAAUUGACAUUCCGUUAUUCCAUUACAGAUGCCUUCAUUUUAGCAGUGUGGGAUAUUUAAAGAAUGGACAUGUCUUUCAGACCACAGUGGACAGCAGUCAUUGGUCUGGGAUGAGAGAUGUGAGAGGAAGUAAAGUAAGCAGGUAUGAUGGGGAGAGAACGAAAAAGGGUCUCCAUUCCCUGGUCUAAAUUCCAGCUAUACCAGCUUGACUAGCUUGAAAAUUGAGCUGGUCAAGCUGGUCAUAAGCUGGUCUAGCUUGGUAUGAGCUGGUCAAGCAGCUAGUCUUUGUAGCUUGUCUAUGCGGUUUCAAAAUAUAACAGAGUAGACAACCAGCUACCAGCUGUUUCAAAACAUAGCUUGAGCUGUUAUCAGCAGGGUUGUAAUGGCUAUCUGAGCCAAUACUAUGUGAACAGUGCAACAGUGACAGGUCUUUGUCAGCCUGACACUCAGUCUGUCUGGCUGUGGACAGAUCUGUAAUGACCAAAAUAAGGUGAGAGGAGAAGAAAGAGGGAUACUCCAUGUUCCCUCUUCCGCAGAGCUUCCAGAGAAAACCCACCAGGUGACAUACAAUACUACGGCACGUUUACCCUGAUCUGGGACUUUAUUCCAAGAAGCAAUCCACUUUGUGCUGGUACAUGCAAAUAUGGCGACUCCAUACGAAGCCCAUUAUUCAAGUCUGUGUGGGUUGGAGAUGAGAGCAGGUUUGUUGCCAUUCCUACUUGUGUGAAUCUGGGUCUAAGAGGAAGAACCAUACACCUUGUGCAUAUUGAAAAAUGUUUUACAAUCAUAUAUAAUUUGCUUUUGACUAGUUUUAAAAAUAUAUUUAUUUAAUAUUAUAUAUUUUUUCAAUAUAACAUAAAUAUAUUUAAGAUUUAUGCUGUAGGGCAAUAUUUCAACUAUUUGUUGGAAUUAUACAUGCUUAGUGGAUGGUUCUUCGCAGCAAGUUUGAGUUUAACCGGCGUGCUUGGAAAAGUGUUGCUCUUUUUAUACAGAUAGCCCUAUCUAGCCUGAAAUGGACAUUUGUGCAAAAGCAUUGCAAACCACUCUCAAGAUUACACAAAGCUAAUGAAUCCUUGUAAUUUUUGAGAUGAGUUGUCUUCCUUGUGGACGAUCCAGGAGUGUUUCUUGCAGUCUGUGUCGGGGUUCUCUUCUGAGUCUCUGACUGGACUGAAUUGCAAAGAAUCUGUAUAAAUACAAUAUCACGACUUUCUACCUGAACUGAGCUGUUCAAACAUGAUCUCUGUCCUAAAUGAUGUAUUUGUCUGCUAAAUAUUACAUUUAUAUUAUCAAAUGGAGUUAUGAGAUUUUAAUUGUUUGAAAAAAAUAAACAGUUAACUUUG